Messenger RNA from Nerophis lumbriciformis (worm pipefish), 1119 nucleotides. The record is from RefSeq and is a predicted model, not a curated record. Lineage: Eukaryota; Metazoa; Chordata; Actinopteri; Syngnathiformes; Syngnathidae.
GCAAUGAAGCGGCAGAACGCCCGCACCCUGGCGCUCAUCGUCAGCAUUCUCACCUACUUGGUGGUGGGCGCCGCCGUGUUCGAGACGCUGGAGUCCCGCGAAGAGCGCAGCCACAAGCGGCGGUUGGAAGGACGACGCCAGGAAAUGAUGCGCAAGUUCAACCUGAGUCGGGCCAACUUCGACGAACUGGAGCAGGUGGUCGGCCAGCUGCGUGCGCACAAAGCGGGCGUGCAGUGGCGCUUCGCCGGCUCCUUCUACUUCGCCCUGACUGUCAUCACCACCAUUGGUUACGGCCACGCAGCUCCCAGCACAGACUCAGGGAAAGUUUUCUGCAUGUUCUACGCCCUGCUAGGCAUCCCGCUCACCCUGGUCAUGUUCCAGAGCCUGGGCGAGCGCAUCAACACUCUAGUGCGCCACCUGCUGCACCGAGCCAAGAAAUGCCUGGCGCUGCGCCGUACCGAGGUCUCCAUGGCCAACAUGGUGGCGGUGGGCUUCCUUUCCUGUGCAGGCACCCUGUGCGUUGGGGCGGCUGCCUUCUCCCACAGCGAGGGCUGGAGCUUCCUGCACGCCUUCUACUACUGCUUCAUUACACUCACCACCAUCGGCUUUGGUGACUACGUGGCACUACAGCGGCAUGACGCUCUACAAAAGGAGCCGCGCUACGUGGCCUUUUGCUUUGUCUACAUCCUGACAGGCUUGACGGUCAUUGGCGCCUUCCUCAACUUGGUGGUGCUGCGCUUCCUCACCAUGAACGCCGAGGACGAGCGGCGUGACGCCCUGAGGCACAGAAACCCGCCAGACAGUGGCAAGCCCACUUCCGAGGUAGCGCUCCUGCCACCGCCCGCCACUGCGCCGAAGCCCAAAGACGUCUACACGGAAGUACUGCAAUUCCAGACAGUCUGCUCGUGCCUGUGGUAUCGCAGCGAAGACAAGCCGCGGGAAUCCUCUCCCGCCUUCCCCGGGGAGCUCGGCUUCUCUGACGCCUACCUGCCGCGGGACGGUACACGGUAUGCCGAGACGGCGUCCACCGGCUGCAUCUGCACGCCACGCCGACACUCGGGGAAGCGCCUAGACUUUCUCUCGUCGUUCAGAAAUUUUUUGAGGCGCAGCUCUGUGUAG